AUUCAUUUUGCCGUGUGGCUUCUCUUCCCUACGUCUGGGCUUUUCUGAGGCUGCGGGAGAUGGUCAGGUCCGGAUCUCGACCGGGCCAGGUGAGGGCUGCGGACCUGAGGGGUGCACUAUGCGGCCGGAAAAGGACUGAGAGGGAUUUUGGCCCGGGAGGCGUGUAAAACUCUGCUUGAAAAAAAUAAAAACAGAGAAUGCGGUGGCAUUAAAAGUGCUGGGACAGGGGGAGUGGGGAGACAAUCUUCCCGUCCUCACACAGCCGCUCCGUCCGUUUAAAUCGUCGUCACCCUGCAGAGCGCUGGCUUCGGGGCGAGCCCCAGCCGUCGCCGCUCGGUCGAGUGGCUUAACGUCUCCUAGCUUCAGUGCAUCGUUGCAACAAAUCCAGCUUCCCAGCUCCUCCACCAGCGCCGCUGUUACGAAUCUUCCGUCACUAUUGCUGGUGGUUUUUUUUUUUUUUAAGUUUGCCGAUUAGAGUCUCUGCCUUUAGCUUUACUCCUCUCAAAUGCCUGCCCCUCGUUGCAGCUAAAUGAUUCAGCUUAAAAUCCGACUCGUCUUUUUCAAGGUGUUACCUUCAGGAAGGCACACCGGACCUGCUAAAUUAACAAAUGGAAAGAAAGGGACCCACUUAAGAAAAAUAUCACGUUUUGAUGAAGAUUCUGGCAAUCCCAUCCAUUCUGAUUUCGAAAGUCGGACUGAAACCAUACAGGGACUUGAUGGUUGUGCGUCUUUGCUGUGGGACAUUUUGAGAAAUGAAGAUUCAGGUUCAGAAACAGCACAUUCAGAAAAUAGACACAAUCCCAGACCUUUAGAAAGAAAAAGAUAUGGAUCUAAAAAGAAAGGACAUGAAAAACAUACUGUUCCAUUAGUAAUCCAGAAAGAAAUAUUAUCUUCAGAUAAUAAGAAACAGAUACAUAAUGAAGCUUCUGCUGGAAGUGAAAGAGACACGUCAGACAUAGCACAGAAUUGGCCAUUGCAAGAUCAUGAUAGAAUGUAUUCACCCAUAAUAUAUCAAGCCCUCUGUGAGCAUGUACAAACUCAAAUGUCACUGAUGAAUAACUUGGCUUCAAAGAACAGCCCUAAUGGAAUUCCUGCUGUACCUUGCCAAUUUGUGUCUGGUUCUGAAUCUCAGACAACUCCACAUUCUAGUUCUGGUUUAUGUACCUCCACCCCAGUCUGGUCACCUCAGCCACCACCCUGCCCUCCAAAGGUUCAUUCCUCUCAUGGAAAAGAAACUCAUCCAGAUAGCAAGACACACCAAAGCCCCACUCAAUCACUGCCAGCUUUCUUGGCCACUAAUGAAGAAAAAUGCGCCAGAGAACAAAUUGGAGAGGCUACAAGUGAAGGAAAGGAUUUAAAUGUACAUGUGCGAGAUGCAAAAAUAGUCAAGGAUAUACAAAAGGCAAAAAAUUUGAACCAGACUACUGAAAAAGUUAGAACUUUAAAGUAUUUGUUGGGGGAACUGAAGGCCCUGGUAGCAGAACAAGAGGAUUCAGAAAUUCAGAGGUUGAUUACAGAAGUGGAGGCAUGUGUAUCUAUGCUUCCAGCAGUAAGUGUAAGCACAGAUAUUGAAGUUGAAAUAGCACUGGCCAUGCAACCAUUAAGAAGUGAAAAUGCUCAGUUACGAAGGCAGUUGAGAAUUUUGAACCAGAAACUUAGAGAACAAGAAAAAACUCAUAAGGCAUCUGGUACUAUGGAAUGCAAUCUUGAAUUGUUUUCUCUUCAGUCAUUGAAUGUAUCACUACAAAAUCAAUUGCAAGAGUCACUAAAGAGCCAGGAAUUGCUACAGAAUAAAAAUGAAGAGCUCUUAAAAGUGAUUAAAAAUCAGAAAGAGGAAAACAAAAAAUUUACUAACAUAUUUAAAGACAAAGAUCAAACUAUACUUGAAAAUAAACAGCAAUUUGACAUUGAGAUAACAAGAAUAAAAAUUGAAUUGGAGGAAGCCUUAGUCAAUGUGAAAAGCUCCCGGUUUAAAUUAGAAACUGCUGAAAAGGAGAAUCAGAUACUAGGAAUAACAUUACGUCAGCGUGAUGCUGAGGUGACUCGACUGAGAGAAUUAACCAGAACUUUACAGAAAAGUAUGGCAAAGCUUCUCUCAGAUCUUAGUAUGGACAGUACUCGCAGCAAGCCUGGGAAUAACCUUACCAAAUCACUUCUGAACAUUUAUGAUAAACAACUUCAACAGGACCCCUCCCCUGCUCACACUUCCAUAAUGAGCUAUCUAAAUAAGUUAGAAACAAAUCACAGUUUUACACAUUCAGUGCCACUCUCUAUAAUUAAAAAUGAGGAAACCAUGGAGCCAGACAGACCUUAUGAAAAUGUCCUGCUCUCCAAAGGCCCUCAGCACAGUAAUACUAAGGACAUGGAGGAAGUGUCCACACCUGGAAUUAUUUCUACCCUUUCAAAACCGGGUUUUGAUGAGAGUGAAACUAUGACUUUAAUAGGAGAUGAGUGUAAUUUGGAUAAUACAAUUUACAUUCCUUUUGCUAGAAGCACUUCCAAAAAGAAAUCACCGCUUUCUAAGAGAAUAUCCCCCCAGCCUCAGAUAAAUGUAGCUGCAACACAGCUAGUCAGCAACAGUGGACUUUUUGUCUCUGAAAAAGAAAAUAAAUUGUGUGCAUCUGUAGUUUGUUCUUCAAAAAAGGAAGCAGAAGAUGCACCUGAAAAACUUUCCAGAACUGCUGACAUGGAGGACAUACAGCUCCUCAAGAAAAUAAAGGAAGCCAUUGGUAAGAUCCCUGCUGCCACUGAGGAUCCGGAGGAACAGGCUGUAUGUCACAGCCAGGCAGCUUGUCACAGCAGCAGCAUUCAAGUGAAAGGCAAUACUGUCUCUGAUGGUAGUUUUUUAAAUUCUGACUUGAUGUCUGACUGGAGCAUCUCUUCUUUUUCAACAUUCACUUCUCGUGAUGAACAAGACUUCAGAAAUGGCCUUGCAGCAUUAGAUGCCAACAUAGCUAGACUUCAGAAGGCCUUAAGGACAGGUCUUCUGGAGAAAUGAAUUCAGAAGAAAAUUUAAGUGAGUGCUUCUUUUUAAGAAUAGAAGAACUUGGCUAUA
Molecule: messenger RNA, 3055 nt
Organism: Cynocephalus volans (Philippine flying lemur)
Lineage: Eukaryota; Metazoa; Chordata; Mammalia; Dermoptera; Cynocephalidae
Gene: CCDC14
Product: coiled-coil domain containing 14
Exons: 13
Coding region: 530-2998 (822 amino acids)
Biological process (GO): protein localization to centrosome
Cellular component (GO): centriolar satellite
Source: RefSeq, a predicted model, not a curated record